Molecule: messenger RNA, 8631 nt
Organism: Wyeomyia smithii (pitcher-plant mosquito)
Lineage: Eukaryota; Metazoa; Arthropoda; Insecta; Diptera; Culicidae
Gene: Rme-8
Product: dnaJ homolog subfamily C member 13
Exons: 18
Coding region: 706-8172 (2488 amino acids)
Biological process (GO): regulation of early endosome to late endosome transport; endosome organization; receptor-mediated endocytosis
Cellular component (GO): endosome membrane
Source: RefSeq, a predicted model, not a curated record
CAAACCCUUUCGGUAGCGAAUGUGCGUGGAAUUGUUUCCCGGAGAAUGUUUUUCUCAGCGAAAAAUGCCAAUUUUCUGCAAGCUUUGACGUUUGAAUGUUUCUGCAGCCGCUAGGGUUACUGACGAAUAGCGAUUUUGCACUCCCACUUUUUUUUUUCAACAAAAGUGUCGAUUUUUGUUGUAUCUGUUUGUUUUGUAUAUUCAUUGGCUGAAAGUUUUCGGUUUCGCUCCAUUAAUUUGUGACGUGGUUAGAUUGUUAUCCAUAACUAAUUGUGUCUCUUUGUUGAGGGGAAAUGCUGUCUGCUUGAUAAAAAAGUGCCCUUGUUUGGGGCGGAUGCGUUGCUUUGUGUUAUUGAGCACACGAAUGUUCUCGUGUAGUAGCGGAUUAAUAGCGAUAAAAUACAUUUUAUCAAACUAAAAAGAGAUCUAUUUGAUAGCAUAAUGGACAUGCUAUCGCUAAUGUAGAUUGUGUGGAUUGAUAUUUGGAAUAAAAAACGAAGAAGCUGGUAAUAGCAAUUGUCAACCAAUACGGUGAACGUUUGCUGCGUUAGUAAACAACGGAGAGAUUGAGUAGCCACAGAAGAAUCACAUUAUCAGCGUUUUAUACGUAUGCGAUAAAGAGGAAAUAUAAGGCAACUAAGAUUUUAUGAGUCACAGGCAGGCUGAGAAUUGACGAUUCAGCAUUAUACAGUCGACACCGCGAGCAUGGCAGCAAGAGAAUGCAUUGAUUUAGAAUGCUUUCUGGUGACAAAACAUUCGUGGAAAGGUAAAUACAAGCGGAUUCUUUCCAUAGGAUCCAAUGCGGUGUCUACCUAUAAUCUUGAUAAAUUUGAUCUCACAAAUCGUUGGCACUACAAUGAAGUGGUUAGUGUCAUGCCAAAUAAAACCGGCAAUACUGCGUACGAAUUUGUAUUGAAUUUGCGAAAAGACAAAAAAAUAGACACGAUUAAGCUAUCAUCGGAGUACCGCAAUGAAAUUCUUACUUCGCUGCUAAGAUACUAUAAAGAAUUUGCGGACAAGCCAAAACAUAUUCUGGAUGAUGUAGAAUGUCCUACUGAGUCCUAUCAGAGUGCCUUCCCGUCUACUGCUAGUGUUAGGCUAAAUAAUUGGAUUAGGAUGCUUGUGUCGUCACUGCUGUUACAACCGGGUGUCAGCGAGUGUCUGCCAUGCUGUGAGCUCGAAUCCUACAAGUUUGAUGCCUUUAAGCACCACUGGUCGGGAACAACGCUUCCCGCCGUGCUGGAGGUCACUCCCUGCUCGCUGGACCAGUUGGAUCCAACAACCAAUACCGUUCUGGCCAGCUACAACUACAAGGACAUCGAUAGUGUCAUCGGAAUUCAGGAUUAUACCGAUGGAAUCGUACUAGCAUACGGAGGUCACAGUCGGUUGCAUCUUUUUCGGGUUCAAAAUCAUCACGAUGUGGUGCAAAUGAUUGUGAACAAUGCCCAGCAAUACCUGGGCAUCGACAUUAAGGUGCGCAAGAAUCAAAUCACCCUUGAUCAGUUUGAACGUGAACGGUUCGGUUCGUAUGGCGGUGAUCAGCAUCAAACGUCACUUUCGGAAUUUAUCGUUCAAAAGAUUACUCCUCGUCAUUCUGAACCGAUGCGUCGGAUACUGUGCCUGACCGACACUACCAUACUGGAGAGGGAUCCGCAAACCUACAGUGUCUGUACGUUGAGGCCGUUGAUUGAAAUCUUUGCUCUCAUUCGUUACGAUGAAAAUAUACAAAAAUUUUCGAUUGAAUACAAAAAUGGAUUGACUAGAUCGUAUCUAACUAAUGACCGAGACUCACUGCUGGCAACUUUGUUGGAUUCGGUUCGUUCCUGUGGCAACCAGGAUGUUCACGUACGCAUCUCUAGAACUCCUCGAGGGAAACGAGUUGGUCCUCUAACCGCGCCAGUAGAUGAAGAGACUGAAGCGAACCUUCUGCGCUAUAUUAUUAGCUGUUACCAGUACCCAGUCAAACGGCUGGACGUUUUGGAACGGUUCAAUGCAAACAUUCCGUACAGUGGACUGAAUUACAGUGUAACACAAGAAAGCUUAUUUUCCGAAAACAAGGAACGACUGAUAACGGGAGCCUUGCAAGCUUUGGUUGGCGGAGGUUCAAAGGAAGAUCUCAAUCAAUUGAACAAUGUCGACCUCGAAGCAUCGUUCCACGUACUGCGCCGUUUACUAGCUAGUAAAGUCGGUUUCGCUGCCUUCACAAAUCUUCCGGGGUUUCGAGAAACAAUUGGUUUUCGAGUUGUGCAUGCACUCAAACGCAACAAUUUAGCUGUCACUUACGCAGCAAUUGAUAUGAUCAACUCCCUUAUGCAUCCAAUGCAUGCCGAGUAUGAAUUGAAACAGGAACAAAUGAAUAAGUCGUCUCUUCUUCACUCGAAGGGCUUUCUAGAGCAAUUACUUGAUAUGUGGACGAAACAUGUUAAUCUGGGAUCCGGGGCGUUGGUGUUGUCAGCCAUGUUGGAUUUCCUAACCUUUGCAUUGUGCGUUCCCUAUAGUGAAACGACCGAUGGCAAGCAAUUCGAUAUGCUACUGGAAAUGGUAGCAACGCGUGGCCGAACGUUGUACAAACUCUUUCAACAUCCCUCACUGGCAAUUGUGAAAGGCAGCGGUUUAGUCAUGCGAGCAUUAAUCGAGGAGGGUGACACAACCAUUUCCAACCAGAUGCAAUCGUUGGCGUUAGAUGAAGCAGCUCUUUGCCAUCAUCUUCUGGUGGCACUGUACACACCAUCGCAUGAUUCUACCAUGGCGACCCACAGGCAACUGUCCCGACAUUUGGUCGGACUGUGGAUUACCGAUAGUAAAGAUGCUAUGAACUUACUCAGGAGGAUUUUCCCCGCUGGAUUGCUCUCUUUUCUCGAAAGUGAAGAUCCCGUGCCGAAGGAGGACGUCGAAGAGGACAAGCUCAAUUUUCGCGACAAUCUGAAGUUGGCUGUACAGCAUUCAAGCAAGAAUAAGCGACUCAACUAUUUGAUCGAAAAGCACCUAGAAGGAAUCAAACAUUGGGGACUAAAUCUAAUCGAUAGGCAGGAGAAAAUCCAACAAUCUCAAAAGAAUCGGCCAAUCGUGCUACGUAAUCGACGGCAGAAGAAGAAGGUCGGUGAUGAGAUUGUCAAUCUGCCGCUCUUUUUCUACCAGUUUAACAAGAAUCAUGCCAUGCCGAAUCUGAUAUGGAAUUUGAAAACCCGCGAAGAGCUGCGGGCGGCUCUGGAGAACGAAAUCCGUCAAUUCAAUGCAGACAAGGAUUUGGCCGGCAGCAUGGUGGUUGCUUGGAAUUAUGAAGAGUUUGAAGUGCAGUACCAGUGUCUGGCCGACGAAAUCAAGAUUGGCGAUUACUAUAUACGACUACUGUUGGAACGAGAUGAUUGGCCGCAGAAUUUAGUUAAAAAUCCAAUGGAGCUAUUUAAUGCCCUGUACCGAAGGGUACUUUGCCGUAAUAGAUUAAAUGACGAUCAGCUCACCGUCACAUCUUUGCAAGCUUUGGCUAAAGUUUACAAGCGAUACUACGAAAAUAUUGGAUAUUUUAGUGAUAUAACGUAUAUCCUUCAAAUGUUGGAUCGAUGUCUAUCGCCGGCGCUGCGCGAUGCGCUCGUUGGGCUAAUCAAGAAUCUGGUACUGCAUAAAUCUAACUGCCGUCCACUGGUUGAUCAUGUCAAUUGUUUAGUCGAUCUGGUGACGUUGGCACACAUGCACACAGGUCGCGCGAUGCCGAACACCAAAACCAACGUUAUCGAAGCAGGUCCCAACAUGAAACUGCACGAAGAAAAAGAUUGGUACUACAACGUAGAGCGAGAUAACGAAAAGCCGGAACGUUGCGGGCCGGUAACAUUCAGCGAGCUGAAAGAACUUUGGAAUAAAGGCGGUCUCACACCGAGAACACGCUGCUGGGCGGUUGGCAUGGACGGAUGGCGUUCACUGCAGCAAAUUCCUCAGUUAAAAUGGUGUUUAAUGGCUAAGGGAUCGCCCUUGUACAACGAAACGGAACUGGCCCAGCAUGUGCUGGAUAUACUUAUCAAGUGUACCAGUUUCUUCCCAAGUCGAGCCCGAGACGGUGAAGCAGUUCUCAUACCUGGUCCGCGGCUUUCUCGGAAACUGUCCGAGUUCAUUUGUUUGCCACAUAUCGUUCAAGUUUGCUUAACGCAUGACCCAGGACUACUGGAAAGAGUCGCUUCUCUGCUCUGCCAAAUAAUGGAAGACAAUCCGGAAAUGUCGAAAGUGUAUCUCACUGGCGUUUUCUACUUCAUGUUAAUGUACACUGGAAGCAACAUUCUUCCGAUAGCCCGGUUCCUUAAAAUGACCCACAUGAAGCAAGCUUUCCGAAGUGAAGAGACCAACUCUCAGUCCGGUAUCAUGCAUCGGAGCAUACUCGGACAGUUACUGCCGGAGGCUAUGGUAUGCUAUCUAGAGAAUCACAGUGCGGAAAAGUUUGCUGAAACGUUCCUGGGUGAGUUCGAUACGCCCGAAGUCAUCUGGAGCUCAGAAAUGCGACGGAUGCUGAUCGAGAAAAUAUCAGCCCACAUUGCCGAUUUCACACCCAAACUGAAGGGGCAUACCAUGGCACGAUAUCCAUACCUGGCAAUUCCUGUAAUUAGCUAUCCUCAGCUUGAGAACGAGCUGUUCUGCCAUAUCUUUUAUCUGCGGCACUUGUGUGACACUAGAAAGUUCCCCAACUGGCCAAUACCGGAUCCGGUACAACUGCUUAAACACACAUUGGAUGCUUGGCGUAAGGAGGUCGAAAAGAAACCUUCGCAAAUGACAGUAACGCAAGCCUAUGAAGAUCUAGGCAUCGAUUUGGUAAAGAAUCCUCAGCCGGACGAAUCUGUCAUCCGUAAAAGCUAUUAUCGGUUGGCGCAAAUGUACCAUCCAGAUAAGAACCCUAAAGGAAGGGAAAUCUUUGAGAGGGUAAACCGAGCUUACGAAUUCCUUUGUUCCCGGCGAAGCACCAACGAUGGUCCUAAUCCUGGCAACAUUGUGCUCAUUCUACGAACGCAAAGUAUUCUCUUCGAUCGUUAUGCCGACGUGCUCCGGCCGUACAAGUAUGCCGGUUAUCCGCAAUUGAUCAAAACUAUUCAGCUGGAAACUAAGGAUGAGCAGUUGUUUUCAAAAACAGUUCCACUUCUGAGUGCCGCUUCCGAGCUUUGCUAUCAUACGGUACACUGCUCGGCGCUGAACGCAGAGGAACUGCGCCGAGAGGAAGGCAUCGAAGCUUUGCUGGAAGCGUACUCCCGUUGCGUAUCUAUAAUGGGUGUUGAUUCUCAGAAAGAUUCCCUACAUUAUGAAGUAAUAUCGAACAUCACCCGUUGCUUCGAAGUGGCUUGUCGAUUCGAAAACUGCCGAAAGAAGAUACUCGAGCUGCCACAGCUGAUAGUGGAUGUGUGUCGAGUUGUCUACUUCAAGCACUCUUUAUCAGUAAGCUUGGUUACGAGCUUGGCCGCUAACAAUUAUGAUCUGCAGUGCAAUCUCGUACGCAAUGGUGUGCUCUGGUCUCUGAUGAUAUUCAUGUUUGAUUAUGAUUACACACUUGAUGAAAGCGGUGUGGUUACUGACGAGAAAUCCAACAAUCAACAAGCUAGCAACAAUUUAGCGAAACUUUCGCUACUAGCUUGUGUAGCGUUGGCUGGAUAUCAUAUGACAUUGUUGGAUGAAGAUUCAUCGCUUGUUCCAGGAAAAACUGCACCAAAAUCGAAUCCUAUUUCUCGUAGUGACUCUCCACAGCAGCCAACUGCACCUAGAAGCAAUUCGCUUACCCAAACUCAACCCUACACACAAAAUGCGUCCAAUUUAAUACAGAACAAUUCUAGCCUUAUCCAGUCGGUAGCAACCUUCGAUCGCACCCUGUCGGAGCGGUCAGAAUCUCUAACUUCGACGACCGCGAUGGAAUCAACCGAACCAGUCGAAUGCGAGAAAGGUAUCAACAAUAAAUACAAAAUUUCCAGUGCUGCCCCGACUAAUAUGAUCGUCAAAAAGAUGCUUGACAAACUGUUAACCAUGUUUGUGGCGAACAAAAUGGUUUCCGACAAUGAAACUGAAGUGCUGAAGCUGCUUAGCUCUAAUACUCGUAAUCCGUAUCUCAUUUGGGAUAACGGAACUAGAGCGCAGCUUCUUGACUUUCUGGAGUUCCAACGAUCCAAUGCAUCCCGUCAGCAGUACGAUAAUAUUGCUGAUGUAUAUGAACUGGUGAAGAACUUUUCCUACGAUGCACAUAGAGAUGAACUUAAAAUUGGUGGCAUUUUCAUUCGCAUCUACAACGAAAUGCCGAGCUUCCCGAUUGCUAACCCGAAAUCGUUCGUGAUGGAUCUGCUCGAGUUCCUAAAACAAGCCUUCAAUUAUCUAACUGCUAAAAAUAUACGUCCUAUUCCUCCACCGGCCAGUGUUAACAACGUCAACAGUCAGGGCAUUCUCAUUCCGACCAAAACGUGGAAACCUCUAGUCCCUACGAAAACCAGCAGUAACCCAGUGAACAGCAAUGUGAUUAACAACAAUAACAAUAACAACAUCAACAACCACCGCAGUACUGCUAAUCAGUUACAAAAGCAGCAGGAUAUCAGCGCCGUACUGAGCGAGUACAGCCGGGCUAAGCAACGAAGUCAAUUAGCGAGGACAGAUCCGUCCACCUCAGAUGAGAGUUCCAAGCUCUACGAUUUCGCCUCGAAUCCGAACGCAAUCAAUCACAUCGUGAUGGCUUUGAAGGCACUAAUCGCUGUUAUCAAAUCGAACAGUAACGUGGAAAUUCAGUGUAUUGGCCACUUCGAAAUGCUAUUUGGUUUUCUGUCGUCUAGUUUGUGCGAUCGGGAUAAAAUACUCAAAUCACUGUCACUAGAAGUGGUUUGCUUGGUUUCCCGAAACAAGGAAUGUGUGACGGAAAUAUCUGCUUGCGAAAUUUUCGGACUAUAUCUGGUGGCACUGAAGGACAAGGAUUUGCGCGAUGUGCAGCAGAAGGUGCUGGAGACGCUGUCUGGUUUGCUGAACGUGCCGAAAAUGGUCAAAGAGGGUCACUCAAAGGGGGCGGUGAUUUAUUUGCUCGAUCUAUUCUGCAAUUCCAACAAUCCGCAAAUUAGGGAAAGUUGUGCGGAGCUUUUGUCGAAAAUGAAUGCGGAUAAAUUGAGUGGACCGAAAAUUCGCAUCACCGUUUGCAAGUAUUUGCCGUCAGUAUUCCUGGAUGCCAUGAUUGACUCACCAUCGGUGGCUGUACAAAUGUACGAAUCUACACACGAGCACCCGGAGUUAAUAUGGAACGAUCGGAUACGAAGCACAGUAUCGGAUGCCGUACACGACAUGGCAGAUAGCUUCUACAUGCAGCAAAAGCAAAACUCAAAAACACUUUGGCGAGACCCGGAGGUUCUGCCAGAAAUCAUCUCAAACGAGCUUGUUGUUUCCGGAGUAUAUCUGCGGUUGUACAUAUCGAACCCAGGGUGGACUUUACGUAAGCCAAAACAGUUUCUUUCUGAUCUGUUGGAUUUCAUAGUAGAUAACAUAAGCCGGAACGGGGUCGACAAAAAUGUGCUAGACAUUUCAACGAACGCCCUCGUACUAUUGCUUAAUGCGCAACCUAAUUUGGCGGAUUCGGUUCCAGUGCUAGGACACAUACCGAAAUUUUUCCGACAACUGUCUGUUCAACCGAGAAGUGCUCUCACAGUAUUGCAUCAGUUGUCCCUUUCUGAGAUUUGUGUCAGUGCCAUUUCUCAAACUGACUGUAUUCUCGCUUUGAAGUCUUGCAUGGAAAGCCACCGUGAGCUACUAGCAGCGGCAUCGGAAACAUUGAGUAGGCUCUUCAAAUGCCAGCACGAUUCUCUCAUACGGCAGUCUCUAGAGUGCCAGCUAAUCCCGUUCCUGCUGGGGCUCUUGGAAAGUCGAAUAGAUUCCACCACAAAUCCAGCAAUGGUGAAGGCACAAAUCGUUGCCGCCCUGAAAGCCAUGACAUCGAAUUUAACCUACGGCGAUCGGGUUGCCCAUAUCCUGAAUCAGAAUCCGGUCUGGGCUGAGUAUCGAGAUCAGAAGCAUGAUCUGUUCAUUACCGAUACCAAUGUGAGAGGCUAUCUAACAGGCGCUCCCAAUACCACCGCCGGCUAUCUGACUCAGGGACCAGCUAAGAAUGUAGAGGUACUAACAUCACCGCCACCGAUGGAUCGCGACGAUCCGCUUUUCGUUCGUAGUAGUAGUAACGAUGCAUAAGCAUGUUAUGAAUCGAAAACGCUUCGAAAGUUUGGUCUAGCGAAAUGCUCUACAUCCUCAAAAUGCGCUUCGAGCAACCAGCGCCGAUUGAACUUGAGGGUGUUUUUUUUUUCGAGAUUCCAGUAGUAGCAGCCAACCGGCGUACAUCUCAAAUACGUCCUCGGAUAGCUGGGACGUGUGCUUUUCGUUUCAGUAGUUUGUGUUCUGUGAAUGAACUGAUUUACAUAUUUUAGCUAGCAGGAAAAUGUGUACCGCUGGGAGAGAAUAUCGCAAGAAUUACUUUGUAAUUUACGAACAUCAGAUAAUAGCUUCUAAAGGUAUAACUGUAAACUAUAUAUAUUGAAAAUUAAGGCAAUGAAUUUUUAUUAUAUUGUGAUAUUUUUAAAAUGUAAUUUAUAUGGUGAAGUCCAAAAAACUUCGAGAAAAAUAAACGUCAAUACAAAUUAGAACAAAUUACAA